This is a messenger RNA of Corvus hawaiiensis (hawaiian crow), 2153 nucleotides long. RefSeq names its product C-C motif chemokine ligand 21 (gene CCL21). NCBI's taxonomy places the organism in Eukaryota, Metazoa, Chordata, Aves, Passeriformes, Corvidae. Gene Ontology annotation, cellular component: extracellular region. Gene Ontology annotation, molecular function: chemokine activity; CCR chemokine receptor binding. Bases 91 to 444 code for a protein of 117 amino acids. Gene Ontology annotation, biological process: cellular response to type II interferon; G protein-coupled receptor signaling pathway; chemokine-mediated signaling pathway. The record is from RefSeq and is a predicted model, not a curated record. The transcript is spliced from 4 exons.
CAGCCUCAGCACGAGGCAGCAGUGCGUGUUCUGCUCCCAAGCCUUGUCCUGCUCCCAAGCCUUGUCCUGCUCAGCACCCGAGGCAGCACCAUGGCUCUCCGCCUCUUCCUGCCGCUGCUGCUGCUGCUGGCUGCCACCCUCCUCAUCACCCAGGCUCAAGGCAUUGGAAGCUCAGCCUCAGACUGCUGCCUGAAGCACAGCAAGAAAGACAUCCCCACUGGUGUGGUGGCAUCCUACCGCCUCCAGGGACCCGAGUCGGGAUGUUUUCUGCGUGCUGUUGUGUUGACCACCAAGAAGAACAAGAAAAUCUGUGCCUCUCCCUCUUCUGAUGCUGUCCAGAAGUUGAUGCGCCACCUGGACAAGAAGGCCAAGAAUGCCAAGAGCAGGGCACAGACCCAGCGUCCCAGGAGCAGACCCAAGAAGCAGAGGCGGGAGCGGGUCUAAGUCAGGCCUGAAGAGGAUGGAUGCCUUCCCACUGGUGACUGACCCACGGCCCGGCAAUGGCAAUGGAGAUACACAAACCACACACCCACCCACCCGCCGACCCCAGGGCGGGGAUGGGGCAGGCUGGGGAGGAUUCCCGCUGCCCCAGAACCUCUUUGUUGCUGCUAUGCCUGACACAGAGAUCCCCCAGCACCUGCAGUGCCUGGGUGUUCUCAGCAAAGCAGGCACCCAGGUCCUCACUUGUCCCACGGCCAAAUAGGUGGGGACCUGGGAGUGGGAACUGAGCCAUGGCCCCUAGGGGGAAGUGGACAGGCUUCCCACUGAAGGGGAGUUAUUUAGCCUAGCAGGAUGGCCGCUUUUCCUAUGACUUUUUUCGGGGGAUAUUAUACAUUUGUAUUUAUAUUUGAAAACUGUGCUUUCAUUCAGUCUUCCUGAAAGACUUCAGUCUCCUCGUGCUUCACAAAGUAGCCCUUAUGCUGCAGGCUAGAUUUUCUGGAAGGUUUCUCUUAUUUUUCUACCAAAUAAACCAUGGCUGCAUUUUAUUUUCCUCUCAUCUCUUUGCUCCUUUUUGGCUUACAAGGCCGUGGGGUACUAGGCAGGUCCCAAGUCCUGUGGUCCUACUUGAGCUGCUUGCUGGGUGCUUCUUUGUAAAGCAAUUAAUAUUGGCUGAGAUGGAGAGUUUUGGGGUAACAGUGUGGCUCUGUGUCUAGGCUGUUCUAGUAUUUCAGUUUUUAUGGUGCACUGUUGCAUUGUAAUUUGGAUAAAGAUAGCCACAAUUUGUCCCUUUGGUUUUUUUAUUUUCUUUUUUAGGUAAAAUGCUUCCAUGAAAUAGGAACUAAUUUUUCAAUUUAGUGGAAUUACACCCUUUUAGCUCCCCUGGCUACAAAAUUGCAAUGAAAUCAGAACAAAUUGUUCGGUUUAGUGGGAUUUUAUCCUUUUCUUUCCCCUGGCUUUGCUUGUGUCAGGGAUUCAGACACUGUUAAGACAAAUGCUUAGUUUUCUGGGAAAAAAAGCACCAGGAACCCUCUUAUACUUAUUUACCAAAUCUGAAAAGCCCACAUGGGGAAAAAUGCAUGUGAGGGUGUGAAAGUGGGGGAAUAGAAGAUUUCGUAAAAUUCAUUGUAGACAUCCUGCAGCCAUUUGAGACCAUCUCUGUCCCAAACCUUUAGUGAGGGAAGUCACUAAGUGGAGGACACCUUUAGGUGAGACUGCAGGUAGAGGUGGGACAGACCCCUGGGACGGGGCUGGAGGGGAAAUGGCAUCUCCCUGUACUUGCAACUUGCCCUCCUUGGCAUGCUGAGAAGGAGCAAAUUGAACAGCUGUACUAGAGCCACACUGCUAUCUGCUUGCAGAGAUUUUGAAUGUGGACUUUGGUCAGUAAAGGUCUAUUAAGUCAUAUAAAUGCAAUAAUAGGAUUUGCAGAGCUUAACAGUAUCAGCAUGGGCUGUGUGUUCGUUGGAGUAAAGCUUGUAGCUGAGUGUUUCUACCAAGUACAUAUAUCUGGCUUGACUGCUUUAUUAAGAGGGCAUUUAGGUGUAUUAUUUUGAGGCUGUGUAAAGUAACUGUGAAGUCCAAGAUACCGGCUCUGAGCACAGGACAGGCACUGAGCUGUCUCCUUGCUGCUGCCUCCUCCACAUGGAGCACGCGGCCGUCUGCCAGACCGGCUUUUGGACAGGAUGUGUGGCAAUAAAAUAUGCUUUAUAACCAAA